This is a messenger RNA of Leucoraja erinaceus (little skate), 2249 nucleotides long. Its product is annotated as somatostatin receptor type 2-like. Gene Ontology annotation, cellular component: neuron projection; membrane. Gene Ontology annotation, molecular function: neuropeptide binding; somatostatin receptor activity. The transcript is spliced from 3 exons. The coding region runs from base 1103 to 2227 and encodes 374 amino acids. Gene Ontology annotation, biological process: cellular response to glucocorticoid stimulus; neuropeptide signaling pathway; cellular response to estradiol stimulus. The record is from RefSeq and is a predicted model, not a curated record. Lineage: Eukaryota; Metazoa; Chordata; Chondrichthyes; Rajiformes; Rajidae.
UUAGGGUUAAAGGGGAACGAGAGAUAUUGACGAUGUUGUCGAGAGAUAAAGAACAAUGGAUGAAAGAUUUGCAAAAAAAGUAACGAUGAUAAAGGAAACAGGCUGUUGGGUGAAAACGAGAAGCUGGUGCGACUUGGAUGGGGGAGGGAUAGAGAGAGAGGGGGUGCCGGGGCAACCUGAAGUGUUGUAUCAUUAAGUGUUUUUUUAAUAUAUAUAUUCGUUGCGAGUGAGGAUCGAGUCCAAAAACCAAUCUGCGGAGCAAUAUUCCCUUUCACCAUGCACACUGUGGGAAAAGAGAAACCGUCUAUCAAUGGGAAUGCAUGGACGGAGCCGCUUCCUUGCCCCUCUGGUGUCGUGAGCAGCAACCAAGUGUCAGAGGGCGAGCGGGGUGGGUUUGAAAAUCUCAGCGCGUUUGGCAAUCGCCCGGUGACAACAACAUCCCCCUCUGGUUCCUUCUUCUCCGCCUAUGUUUGCGCGGCUGUUGCGGAUAGCACGCAGUCAGGGCGCUUCUGUCCGCCACUCUCUCUCUCUCUCUCUCACCCUCCUAACCUGACGUAGAGGAGUACGUUGGGAACGACAGAGAUAUUUAACACGAUGGUAGUUGGUAGCGGCGCGCACAGCUCUCUCGCUCUCGUGUGUGUGUGUGUGUGUGUGUGUGCAAUAGUCAAAGACCGCCGCUCUCUCAUAGCAAGCGAUCGAUCGCAGGGCGCCGGCAGCAACUCUCACUGGGAACUGGCGAAACCUACAACCAAAGCAAAUUGCACUUUGGCGACACAACAAACAGGUGCCUAGGAAAGAAAUGCAAGGGGUCGAAUGAAGUCUUGCCUUUGUGUGAAAUUAAGAGGGCAGUUGAUUUACAUGUUUUUUAAUAGCCUGGUCCAUUUUUCUUCUUCUGCCGAACGGAAGCUUGCCGAUUGCCAGUGUGGGUUUAACGCCGCGCUCGGGGUCGGCGCGUUAAAUCAUCUGCUUGAGGACGAUCGAUAAAGAGUUAAUUGCACGGCGAUUCAGUCAGGAACACGGGGGCGUCUCUUCAUUAAUAAGGGGUAGACAUGGCCAGUCAGUAGCCUAGCCAGAGGCGGCUCUCCGCGGGGAAAAACAUACGAUGGCUUUGGAGACCUCGCUGAAGUUGGCCCCGACAGGCGAGUGGAUUUUAGCAGACUUCGAAGGCUGCAACGCCUCCACCGAGAUGGGCUCCAAUCUGACCUGCAACGCCACCAACCCCUUCGACUUUGUGAUGGGCGGCAGCGUGCUGGUCCCAUUGUUCUACUUCGUGGUGUGUGUGGUGGGACUGAGCGGCAACACCUUGGUUAUCUACGUGAUCCUGCGCUACGCCAAGAUGAAGACUGUCACUAACAUCUACAUCCUCAACUUGGCCAUUGCCGACGAGCUCUUCAUGGUGGGCCUGGCCUUCAUCGCCAUCCAGGUGGCCCUGGGCCGCUGGCCCUUCGGCCACAUUCCCUGCAGGAUCCUGAUGACCGUGGACGGCAUCAACCAGUUCACCAGCAUCUUCUGCCUGAUGGUCAUGAGCAUCGACCGCUACCUGGCCGUGGUCCACCCCAUCAAGUCUUCGCGCUGGCGCAAGCCUCUGGUGGCCAAGCUGGUGAACGUGGCGGUGUGGUUCAUCUCGCUGUUGGUCAUCUUGCCCAUCAUGAUCUACGCCGGGGUCCAGACCAUGCGCGAGUUAAGCAGCUGCACCAUCAUCAUGCCCACCGAAGACCUCUUCUGGUACACCGUCUUCGCCAUCUAUACCUUCGUGUUGGGCUUCUUCUUGCCCUUCUCCGUCAUCUGCCUCUGCUACCUCAUGAUCAUCGUCAAGGUCAAGGCCUCGGGCAUCCGCGUGGGCUCGUCCAAGCGCAAGAAGUCGGAGAAGAAGGUGACCAAGAUGGUCUCCAUCGUGGUGGCCGUCUUCGUGUGCUGCUGGCUGCCCUUCUACAUCUUCAACUUCGUCACACUGACCGUCGAUGUGAAGCCCACGGCGGCCAGCAAAGGCUUCUACGAGUUCAUCGUCAUCAUGUCGUACGCCAACAGUUGCGCCAACCCCAUCCUCUACGCCUUUCUGUCUGACAACUUCAGGAAGAGCUUUCAGAACGUGUUGUGCCUGAAGAAGGUGAGCGGCUUGGACGAGGUGGACCGCAGCGACAGCCGGCAGGACAAGUCCCGGCUACAGGAUGUCACCGAGACACAGCGGACUCUCCUGAACGGCGAUGACCUCCAGACCAGCAUCUAACCCCCCCCCCCCCCCCCCCCAC